This is a messenger RNA of Pyricularia pennisetigena, 1917 nucleotides long. RefSeq lists its product as uncharacterized. Gene Ontology annotation, biological process: double-strand break repair via nonhomologous end joining. Gene Ontology annotation, cellular component: nucleus; DNA ligase IV complex. The coding region runs from base 1 to 1917 and encodes 638 amino acids. The record is from RefSeq and is a predicted model, not a curated record. Gene Ontology annotation, molecular function: DNA end binding. The transcript has a single exon. NCBI's taxonomy places the organism in Eukaryota, Fungi, Ascomycota, Sordariomycetes, Magnaporthales, Pyriculariaceae.
AUGACACCCGAGAAACACGCCUCAUGGCGCCCACUCCCAGUCUCACACCCCGCCGUCCCCAACCUACUGGUCUCGGCCGCCUUCAGCACUUCACCCAUCUCAUACUCGAUAUACAUCACCGACCUCGCCAACGUGUGGCUUGAACGUCUUGACCGCAGAUCGAUCCUGCUUCGUUCUCUCGAGGAGAAGACCAGUAUUGACCCUAGCGACGACCCUGAAAACUUCAAGGAGCUGUUGCACCGGAUCGGCAGCGCCUUUGAUGCUGAAAACCCCCACCAUGCUGACGCAAGCCUGGCCCUGGCCUCUGGGCCCGAGCAGUCCACGGGUGGCAUCAACGACCUGGUCCUCGAGGUAACCUGCAUCCUGCCCGCGGGCCUCCAGCCGCUCAAGUGGCCCAUCAAACUCAAGCACGGUGGUGCCUCGGCCGUGGCGACCGAGCUGGUCCUGCCGCUGGUCCAGGCGCAGAUGGCUCGGCAUCUGGAGAUGGAGACUCUCCUCGCCGUCAUCAAGGAGAAGGAUGGUGUUAUCACCAAGGUGCUCGACAAACUGGACAGCAUGGGCGCCAGACUGGAUCAGAUCUUUCCCGCCCUCGCAGCUUCUGGAAAGAGGAAGAUCACGAGAGCAUUUGCCGAGGCUCGCGUCAAGGGUCUUGCACCGUAUGACAAAGAUAAAUUUCUGCAGCAAAUUGGCAAAACUGGCGAGGAAGCGAAUAGUGAUCCUUUGCUGGAUGGACCGGAGCAGCCCAAAAAUGUUCAAGAACUUGUCAAGAACGUUUUUGGAGGCGGCUCGGGACUGAAGCAUCACUCAUCACUCGACUACUCUGAUUCUCCAGCCCUCAACGACUGGUGGAAGGACUUGGGCGAGGGGCCGGGCAAGGUCGGAAAGGCUGUGCUCGUAGAGAUAAACAAGUCUGGAAACGAACCCAAAGGGAACAAGACCCACUCGCCAGGUUCAUCUUCGAAACGGUGGGCUAGAGACCGCAGGAAAGAAGACGACGAAGAACACACAAACGGCAAGGCUGGGGACGACGCUGACGACGAUAAUGGCGAUGACUUUGAAGUCCAAGCUACGCCGCCACAUUUAAUGCCUGCUCGUAAACAAGGGAUAAACACGACGAAAAGCCCACAGCCCACCUAUGACGAUGAUGCCUCGACAGCCAGUGAGGCCGAUGAAGAUUUCGACACCCAGAUCCCUGACAGCAAUCCUCCAGCCGAAACACGGACCCCGGCCAAACCCAAGGCUACGACGAGAUCUGCAGCCAAACCGGCCCGUCUAGGGACUAUCGGAAAAAAGAAGCAGCCAGAGCCAGAGCCAGAGCCAGGGCCGGAAGUCGACGUGGACCCCGAUGCAGCGACUGAAUCCGGCUCUGAGACCGGAUCAGGAUAUGAAGAGCCCGCCGGAAACACCAGCACAGACGAUGAUGCAGAGACUGCCUCGGAAGCCGAAGAUGCUUCCGAGUCCGAGCUUCCUCCGCGAAAGACAGCGGCCAAGGCCAAGAAAAGGGGUCUUGGACGGAUUGGCGGGCUCGGCAAGGCCAGGAGCACUAGCACGGCCAACUAUGCUGAAGAUGUGGAAAUGGCAGAGCCCCACCCGGCUUCCAAGACUGCGGCAGACGAAGACGAUGCUGAGUCGGAGGGAGCCACUGCACAACCUGGCCCGAGCAACAAAGCCUCCAAGCCGGCCAGGAGACUUGGGACUAUCGGCCACAAAGGCGCCGCACAAAAACAAGCCUCGACAGCGCUUCCAGGGGAUGGCAUGGGCGACAAGCGAGGUCGCCCAGCGUCCAGAGAAGAGAGCAAAGAGCCAGCUGCCAGGGAGACGUCAGAAGAGCGCGCGAACCGGCGGCGGGAGGAGCUACAGCAACAGCUAGCCAAGAAAGCUGCACAAGGGCCGGCGAGGAAAAAGAGAAAAUUCUGA